Messenger RNA from Lathyrus oleraceus (garden pea), 1317 nucleotides. RefSeq lists its product as uncharacterized. The transcript has a single exon. The coding region runs from base 1 to 1317 and encodes 438 amino acids. Lineage: Eukaryota; Viridiplantae; Streptophyta; Magnoliopsida; Fabales; Fabaceae. Gene Ontology annotation, molecular function: zinc ion binding; nucleic acid binding. The record is from RefSeq and is a predicted model, not a curated record.
AUGGCAACCGUUUCCAAUGAUCGAAUUCCCACCAAUCUCCCGAUUCUUGAUUCGAAGAACUAUGAUAAAUGGGCAAAACAAAUGAGGGUUUUGUUUGGUUAUCAAGAGGUGCUUGAGAUCGUCGUCAAUGGAGUUACACAAUUAGGGGUAGAGACUACCAACAUUCAAAGAGCUACACACAAAGAAGAGAAGAAGAAGGAUUACAAAACCCUAUUCUUGAUUCAUUCUUGUGUUGAUAACGACAAUUUCGAGAAGAUUGGCGAUUGUGAAUCGGCGAAGCAAGCAUGGGAAAUGUUGGAGAAAGCAUAUGUGGGUGUCGUCAAAGUGAAGGUUGUAAGGUUACAAACUUACAUGCGACAAUUCGAGUUAACACAAAUGGAAGAUAAAGAAACGAUUUACGACUACAUUACGUGCAUUACUCGGUUAGUUAAUCAAAUCAAAUCUUGUGGGGAAACGAUUCUUGAGCAGAAUGUUGUAUCGAAAGUAUUGCGUUCGUUAACGCCGCGUUUCGACAACAUAGUUGUGGCUAUUGAAGAAUCAAAGGAUCUAACAACUUUGAGCAAGGAUGAAUUGCAAAGUUCGUUAGAGGCACAUGAACAAAGGAUGGAUGAGAGAGGCGCCGACAAAGCCAAAGCGGAGAUGGCUUUGCAAGCGCGUUUCAAUGAGAAGAAUAAGAGGUCGAAAGGAAAAUUUGCGGCGAGAGGUAAAUCAAAUUUUCAGAAUUUUGGUUCAAAUGAUUCACAAAAUUCAAAGCAUUCGACGAGUGAAAAGGGUGAAAGUAGCUCCAAGGAUAGUGGUCAUAGCAAUGGUUUCAAGAAGCGUGAUGUGAGUAAGGUGCAAUGCUACAAGUGCAGAAAGUUUGGACACUUUACAAAUUCGUGUCGUGGUAAAUCGAAUGAGAAUCACAAUAAUGAAGCCAAGGUUGCUAGAGAAGACGUAGAUGAUGAGGAAACACUUCUAGUAAUUAUCACGGAGGAGAGUUAUGGCAUUACGGAUGUUCUGGGCAGCAGCUACAGUAGUGACAGUUUGCGGGACAGCAGCUGUACCGUUCCAGAAAAUAGCGAGAAAAUGCAUUCGGAUCAAAAUGCAUUGGUUACCGUUCGUGAUGGAGUCCAAGGGAGAGAUGAGUGGUACUUGGAUUCCGGUUGUUCAACAUAUUUGACGGGUCGAAAAGAUUGGUUUGUGCAAAUCAAUCAAGCGGCAAAAAGUAAAGUCAAAUUUGCCGACGACACCACUUUAAGCGUCGAAGGGGUAGGAGAUGUUUUGAUCGGAAAAAGGAAUGGUGGACAUUCAAGGAUCAAAGAUGUCUUGUAUUAA